AUGCCGGGCAAGUACUUGUUCAAGACUCCCGGGGAAGGGGAUAGAGAUGGGCAACGGUGGCUCAGCAACCAGCGCUUCGGCUCCGGCGCCGGUGCGCCCCGCCUUCGGGACCCCCGGGGCUUCAUUGCCUGGAUCGCGGUCGUCUGCGCCCCCGCCGGACUGCAAGCUGCAAGGGGCGAGGGUGGCGGCUGCCUCGUUGUCUGGGGUGGCGCGGACCCGGCGCCGCGCCUGACCCGUUGUAGGUGCCCCACGGACGCGUUGGGCGACCGGAGCGAACGGAGGCAAGGGGAAGAGUCCGGCAGAAGGUCCUGUUUACGGGAGCCGCUCGAGUCCGCGCAGCCCUGGGAGAGGCGUUGCCGUGGCAACGGGCCGGGCGCCCGCCAGCUGCGGAUGAGCUCACUGGAGCGGCGGCGGGCGGGGGGCGGCGACGGGGCGCGCGGCCCGGCGGAGAGGACGCGGCAGCCGGCCGAGCCCGCCCUCCACUCGCCCACCGCGGCGGCCGGGCGGCGGGCACGCGAGCAGAGGGCGCGCGGCUCUCCGGGCGCCGGGAGAGGCCCGGCCGACUGCAGGGCGGAGGGCCGCGGGCCAUGGCGCCCCGGGCCCCCGCCUCCCGCCGCCCCCGCCCGCCCGGGCGCCCCCGAGCUGCGCCUCGGAGACCGCGGAGCGGCGGCCCGCCGGGAGGUAGGGCCGAGCCGGGGGAAGCGAGGAGGGGACGAGGGGCUGGGGGUGGGGGCGCCGCGGAGGGGUACGCGCCUGGGGGAGGGGAGGCGGCGGUGGGAGCUGCCCCCGGCCGGAGAGGGGAAGUGGCUCUUUGCAGACCCACGGCCGGGGCUCCCGUGUGCGGACGUGGGGACCGAGGCGCUUCGGCCCGACCUGUGGGACUUGAGCAAAGUACUGGCCGGACGGCCUCCGGGGGCUCGGGACGACUUUCAGGGCCGAGUGGGGAAGCCGUUGUCCCGCGCCUCGGAAACCUGCAGAAACUGGGCAGAGCCGGCUCUCUGCCGGGCUGGGUCCCAGGGGCGAGAGUGUGAGAAAAGCCUGUUCUGGUUGUUGGGUGGGGGCCUGGAGGAUGUGACCAAGGUCACGCAGCACCCAGGCCUGGCGUUACUGACGCACAGACAAUUGGCGAUGCUGAGGCGACUUGGAGCUCCUCUUGGUGCUGACGUGAUGACAGGGUGCAGGCCGGCCAAGGGCAGCCACAGCCAGACCGAAAACCUGAGCUACAAAUUGGCUGACAAGGUCAAGGUGGAAGGUCCAAAGGCUGGGGAAGACCCUCGAAGGCUGCCAUUUAGGUCCCCCAUUCCUUUGCCAGAGACUGAUCAGGAUUCACCCCCCAGAAGAAGCUCAUUGGAAAGUCUCAGUAACCUGAUGCUAGAGUCAAGAGCGAACUGUCUUCAGCAGAACAUGUUCAGCUCAAAUAUGAUCAUCAGCGACCCAGCUUCAGGUCUCAGUGCUAAAGAAGCCAGCAAGGCGGGCAAGAGGCAGCUCAGCGGUGUUCAGAACCCCUGCCCUCCUGCCCAGGGAGGGGCCCUGCACAAGCCCCUCAGCAUAAAGGACAAGAUAUCCAGAUGGGAAGGGAAAAAGGAGUUGCCCACCCCUGCACCCUGCAGGAGAGCAGAUGGGCAAGAGGACUACCUGAUGUCCUGUGUGAUGGGGAGGAGGAACAGUGAUGGUAUGAGAGCGUGGGUCACAGAGGUGCAGGAUGGAACCAGGCCUGAGACAGAGAGCAAGGAGAAUGAGAGGAAUAAAGGGGUCAUGAAAGUUGGGGGACAAGAUGCAGAGCCAAGGCAAGACCUCAGCCAGCCAGCCAGGCAGCUGGCUCCCAGCUUGGGCAGAGGCCGAGAGCCCAGGCUGGGCAAACAGCGCUUUCCAAAUGACAGCCUCUCCGUGCUGAGGCAGGUCAAGAAACUGGAGCAGGCUCUGAAGGAUGGGUCGGCGGGGCUGGAUCCCCAGUUACCCGGGACUUGUUAUUCCCCACACUGCCUGCCGGACAAGGCUGAGGAGGGGCCCACCCUCCCUGAGAACCGUGGGGCCGGGCGUAGCUUGGAAUUCAGGUCCCACCACUGGGACCUGGAGGCCAGGGACCCCACCGCUGAGGCCGCAGAGGAAAGGAAAGGCUUGUGCAGGAGGCCCUGCGACCAGAGUCUGGAGGGUGUGGACAGAGGCUCAGAGGGCUCCCCUGCAAAACCCUUCAUCAACCCCCUGCCCAAGCCCCGGAGAACGUUUAAACACGAUGGAGAAGGGGACAAGGACGGGAACCCAGGCAUCAGCUUCCGGAAGGAUAAAAGGCACCUGCCUCCUCUGCCUUCUCUACCUCCCCCGCCCCUGCCCUCCUCUCCCCCACCCUCCUCUGUGAACAGAAGACUGUGGACCGGGAGGCCGAAACCCAGUGCUGACCACAGAAAGUCCUAUGAGUUUGAAGACUUACUGCAGUCUUCUUCUGAGAACAGCAGGGUGGACUGGUACGCACAGACCAAGUUGGGGCUCACACGCACUUUAUCUGAGGAGAACGUCUACGAAGACAUUCUAGAUCCGCCAAUGAAGGAAAACCCUUAUGAGGACGUUGAGUUACAUGGUCGCUGCCUGGGAAAGAAAUGCGUCUUGACCUUUCCUGGUUCUCCCACUUCUUCCAUUCCUGACACAUCAUCUAAGCAGUCAUUAGCCAAACCGGCUUUUUUCCGGCAAAAUUCAGAGAGGAGGAACUUCAAACUGCUGGACACUAGGAAGCUGAGUCGGGAUGGAUACGGGUCCCCUUCCAAAAUCAGCCCCCCCUCCACUCCCAGCAGCCCUGAUGACACUUUCUUUAACCUUGGAGACCUGCAGAAUGGCAGGAAGAAGAAAAAGAUACCCAAGCUGGUGUUGCGAAUCAAUGCCAUUUAUGAGGCCCGGAGAGGAAAGAAGCGUGUGAAGAGGCUGUCCCAGUCAACGGAGAGCAACUCAGGAAAAGUGACAGAUGAGAACAGUGAGUCUGACAGUGACACAGAAGAGAAGCUGAAAGCUCACAGCCAGCGCCUGGUCAAUGUGAAGUCCCGCCUGAAGCACGCUCCCAGAUACCCCUCCCUGGACCGGGGGCUCACGGAGUACCAGCAGAGGCAGCUGUUCGAGUACUUUGUGGUCGUGUCCCUGCACAAGAAGCAGGCCGGGGCUGCGUAUGUGCCAGAGCUCACCCAGCAGUUCCCGCUCAAGUUGGAAAGGUCUUUCAAGUUCAUGAGAGAGGCUGAGGACCAGCUGAAGGCCAUCCCUCAGUUCUGCUUCCCCGAUGCCAAGGACUGGGCUCCCGUCCAGCAAUUUACCAGUGAAACCUUCUCAUUUGUCUUAACUGGAGAAGAUGGGAGCAGACGGUUCGGUUAUUGCCGAAGACUACUGCCCGGUGGCAAAGGGAAGCGUCUCCCUGAAGUUUACUGCAUCGUGAGCCGCCUGGGAUGCUUCAGCCUCUUUUCAAAGAUCUUGGAUGAGGUGGAAAAACGGCGAGGCAUCUCUCCUGCCCUGGUACAGCCCCUCAUGAGGAGUGUCAUGGAGGCCCCUUUCCCAGCACUGGGCAAAACCAUCGUUGUCAAGAACUUCUUGCCAGGAUCAGGAACUGAAGUGAUUGAACUGUGCCGCCCGCUGGACUCCCGGCUCGAGCAUGUGGACUUUGAGUCUCUCUUCUCCUCUCUCAGUGUCCGCCACCUGCUCUGUGUUUUUGCCUCCCUGCUUCUGGAAAGGAGGGUCAUCUUCAUCGCAGACAAGCUCAGCACGCUGUCCAAGUGCUGCCACGCCAUGGUGGCCGUCAUCUACCCCUUCACCUGGCAGCACACCUACAUCCCCGUGCUGCCGCCCGCCAUGAUCGACAUCGUGUGCUCGCCGACCCCCUUCCUCAUCGGCCUGCUCACCAGCUCGCUGCCGCUGCUCCGGGAGCUGCCGCUGGAAGAGGUCCUUGUGGUCGACCUCGUCAACAAUCGGUUCCUCAGACAGAUGGAUGAUGAGGAUUCCAUCCUCCCCAGGAAGCUUCAGGUGGCCCUGGAGCACAUUCUGGAGCAGAGGAACGACCUGGCGAGUGACCAGGAUGAUGGGCCCCCGGACUGCAAGUACGGCCCCGAGUCCAGCCCCUUGAACGAGGUGGUGUCCGAAGCCUUUGUCCGCUUCUUCGUGGAGAUCGUGGGCCACUACUCCCUGUUCCUGACAGCGGGCGAGCGCGAAGAGAGGACCCUGCAGCGAGAGGCCUUCCGCAAAGCCGUCUCCUCCAAGAGCCUCCGCCGCUUCCUGGAGGUUUUCAUGGAGACCCAGACCUUUCGGGGCUUCAUCCAGGAGCGGGAGCUGCGCCGGCAGGAUGCCAAAGGUUUGUUUGAGGUCCGAGCCCAAGAGUACCUGGAAACACUCCCCAGUGGAGAACACAGUGGUGUCAAUAAGUUCCUGAAGGGACUCGGCAAUAAAAUGAAGUUUCUCCACAAGAAAUAACCUUCAGCUCAGCUUCAAGGGAAAACUUCGUCCUAGUUGCAUCCACAUUUUUAAAAAACAGUUCCUGGUGGCCUUUCUGAAACGCUGGGUCCUGGGUGUCACAGGUGCGGGAUAAAGGCCGGAAUGGCUUCUGGCUACCCCAGGGCCUCCCCAGGACCCAGGUUCCAGCAGGUGCUGCUCCUUCAGAACAGCCC
Molecule: messenger RNA, 4631 nt
Organism: Enhydra lutris kenyoni (northern sea otter)
Lineage: Eukaryota; Metazoa; Chordata; Mammalia; Carnivora; Mustelidae
Product: DENN domain containing 2A
Exons: 23
Coding region: 1-4437 (1478 amino acids)
Biological process (GO): retrograde transport, endosome to Golgi
Cellular component (GO): actin cytoskeleton
Source: RefSeq, a predicted model, not a curated record